ACGGUCGUCAAGUCAGUGUUUUCAAGACCGGUCAAGAGUGAAGUGCUAAGGCCGAUAAUUACAAGUGCAAACGAAAAGCGUAUGAAUAAUUUCAUCAACGAAUCAUAAUCUAUUUCAUAUUAAAGUGUGACAAUAAAUCUAGAAAAUUGUGCAAUGAAUAAAACAAAGGCUAAUGUGACAAACGAGAUUCCUCGUAAAUUGGAUAAGAUGACGAAAAAAUGCAAGGCACAAUUCAACAUCGACUACGCUUACUUCAAGACUGCAAUGUCAAAGCGUCGAAGAACUGCAGCAACUCGAGAGCUGACAAAAAUAGCUUACUCGAUGCCACACAGCGUGAUAUCAUUAGCGGAGGGUAUGCCAAAUGAAGAAACUUUCCCCAUCGCUGAAAUUUCCCUGAAGUUGGUUGAUGGUACGAGCCUCGUUCUGGAUGGUGAAGAACUUGGGGUUGCACUCCAGUACAUUCCGAGCCAGGGAUAUCCACCGCUUGUUGAGGCGAUGAGGGACUACCAAAAGAAAGUGCAUAACCCUCCCCUGUGGGAGAGUCGAGACGUCGUGGUGGUGUCCGGAAGUCAAGAUGGCCUGAGCAAAGCUUUGGAAGCCAUCAUCGGACCCGGCGAGCCAAUACUCGUGCAAGAUCCCCUCUAUCCCGGAGCUAGUGUCGUUCUUUCGCCGUUGCAAGCCGAGAUGAUUCCCGUCAAGCAAGACAAACUUGGCAUUGACCCGGAGAAUCUCCGAGGGAUCCUGAUAAAGAGGGAGUCGGAAGGAAAAGAGAUGCCGAAGUUGAUGUACAUCAACGCAUCUGGGGCAAAUCCGACGGGCACAGUCAUCCCCUUGGAUAGACGAAGGGAGAUUUACAGAAUUGCUUGCAAAUAUAAUUUUCUCAUUCUUGAUGACGAUCCCUAUCACUUCAUGUGCUUUGACGAGCAGCCAAAGUCUUUUCUAUCCCUCGACACUGAGGGCAGAGUAAUCCGAUUAGACUCCUUCUCGAAAGUCCUGGCUAGUGGCUUGAGAUUGGGCCUAAUCACCGCAGCAACUCCCCUCGUCGCAAGCAUAGAGCUACACAUGCAGAGCAGUCAUCUACAUGCAUCAACGUUAUCACAGGUCCUGUUUUAUAAAAUAUACAAAACCUGGGAAUACAAAGGUUUUAUGGAGCAUUACGCAUUCAUCAGGUCGUUUUACAAAGAGCGACGGGAUAAGAUGAUCGAAUUUGCCCAGAAGCAUCUCAAAGAUUUGGUUGAAUUCGAUGCACCGAGUGGUGGAUUUUUCUUGUGGAUGAAGAUCAAAGGUAUUGAAGACACCUGGAAAAUGGUAAUGCAGAGUGGGGUGAAGAACGGCGUAUUGUUGGCACCGGGUGCUGCAUUCAUGGCAGAUCCUUCGGAGUCUUGCUGCGCCAUCCGUGCUAGUUAUGCCAAAGCUUCAUACGAAGAGAUGGAAUUGGCAAUGGAACGGUUGUCACGGCUCAUAAGGGAAGAGUUGCGAUUGCGGGCCGAUGAUAACACGUAACCAUGGAGUCAUUUGAUCAUCGAUAGAUGAAGAUACUUCUGGGAUAAAUACAAGUGCAGUGAUAACUGCCUGUCAGUAUCUUGACGCAAUCUAGGGGACAUUAGAUGCAGUGACUAUAGAUAAUAUUGUAAUCUUAAGGAAUCAAAGGCUUUUUUAAUGUGCCGGGAAUUACGUCUCGCGUAAUGGAUUUCUUGUACACAAGAAGAGUAAAUGCUCAAUGAGACUAUUUGUUUGAGUUCUCCUGGUAACGCCAGGUGAGAGAGAUGAAAAAAAGUAAAUUUUUUGCAUAUGAAAUAUUCCCGAA
Diachasmimorpha longicaudata is the source of this 1807-nucleotide messenger RNA. RefSeq names its product kynurenine/alpha-aminoadipate aminotransferase, mitochondrial-like. The coding region runs from base 154 to 1503 and encodes 449 amino acids. The record is from RefSeq and is a predicted model, not a curated record. Gene Ontology annotation, biological process: biosynthetic process. The transcript is spliced from 8 exons. Lineage: Eukaryota; Metazoa; Arthropoda; Insecta; Hymenoptera; Braconidae. Gene Ontology annotation, molecular function: pyridoxal phosphate binding; L-kynurenine:2-oxoglutarate transaminase activity.